This is a messenger RNA of Paraglomus brasilianum, 958 nucleotides long. NCBI's taxonomy places the organism in Eukaryota, Fungi, Glomeromycota, Glomeromycetes, Paraglomerales, Paraglomeraceae. The record is from the annotation of a GenBank genome assembly.
GACCCAGACCUUGAAAAUAAACUCCCACGGUUCACACACGUGUGGGAUAACAAAGUCUAUACAGAGUGGAGAUCAGCGGUCAAAGUUUGCUAUUUUUGUGAAAAAGAAGGUCACAUUAAACGAGAAUGUGAACAAUACAAAGUAUCGGUAGAAUUAAGGAAUGCCCACAGGGAAUAUAAACAAAAGAAAGCGGGCCUCUUUGCUAAAAAAGGCAAUGAGAAACAUGAAGCACCUGAACAGGUGCCCCAUCAUGCACCCACCCCAGACACUAUAAUGGAUAACAUGGAAAUUAGCACGAGCAUUGUGGACGCACAAAUACAUCAACCAGGGGAGGGCCCUGUCGAAAAGGAAAACCAGACAAAUUCAGACUCCGGCCUGGUCACGAGAAUGGAGGUAACAGAACCAACAACAAGGGGUCCAGUAACCCAGAAAGAGCACAUGACAGAGGCCCCAGACAAGGGAGAAAAUGUGGAAACACAACAAGACAGCCCAGAGACCCCAAGCUUACCAGAAUAUAUGCGAGGCAAUGUUAAUCUGCGCGACGAACUGGACACACUUCCCCCUUCAAGCAACACAAAUGCUCACAGCAAGGAGGGGCUGGACCCUAAGCUCUCCGAAACUACUAUGGAAUCCACUAAUCCAAACGAUCCUGAACAGCCGUUAACAGAUGAUUUCAUCACUGUGGUAAAUAAGCGAUCAGCAGCGUCAAGGAAAAUCAAGGGACCCUACCUUUUACGGAUCAUGACACAGAACUUUAAACUUAAGAUAGCAACCCUGAACGUAAAAGGAUUAAAUAAUAAGGAUAAACAACGUAUAACUCUCACGCUGCUAAAAUCAUAUCAAAUGGAUAUAAUAUUUCUACAAGAAACAAAUACUACAGAUAAAAGCACUAGAGACUUUCUCAAAGCCCAAUGGAUCUAUGAUUCCAUAUGGACAAGUAAAACCGCCAUAUUAGCGG